AUGGCGGCGCCCAGGCGCUGAGGGGGAGGCGGCGGAGCAGCCGCGGCCAUGAGCGCCGUCCGCCCGCCCCGGGCGCUCGCAGGACUGUUGGUGUGGCGUCUGAAGGGCGCUGGCACACGGCACAUCCCGUGCCCCUUCCUGCACCUCUGCCGGGCAGCCAACGACAGGUUGAUUACAUUUCAGUACUUUAACUUUCUCAAACGAAUGUAUGUAACUCAGCACAACAGAGACCUCAGCCAACGAGCCAAACCCAAGUCGGACCCGGUUGUGUCUCCUUUCCACGAGCUUCAGCAGCUGGAUCGGGAAAAAAAGGUUAUCCACAGGAUUAGCCCCCUUUCACCUGCUCAUCAGCCUUGGCCUGAGGCAUCAGGGAGAAAUGAGCUGAGAGAAGUGAAGUCACCUGCAGAAACUGAGGCCACAGCAGCGAGAGCAGAGCCCAGAGAGGACAGACAGUGGAAGGAGAUGAAGCUGCGGCUGGAUGAGCUGCCAGGAAUUUUGGCACGCUUGUCCAAAAUCAAGCUCACAGCUCUGGUCGUCAGCACCGCGUCCGCCGGCUUUGCCAUGGCCCCGGUCCCUUUUGACCUGCCCUGUUUCCUGCUGGCCUCCCUUGGAACUGGCCUGGCAUCCUGUGCUGCCAACUCCAUCAACCAGUUCUUUGAGGUCCCGUUUGACUCAAACAUGAACAGGACAAAGAACAGGCCGCUGGUGCGAGGACAGAUCAGCCCCCUGCUCGCCGUCUGCUUCGCCGCCUCCUGCGGAGUCCCAGGCAUUGCCCUGCUGACUCUGGGAGUGAACCCUCUCACCGGGGCCCUGGGAGCCUUCAACAUCUUCCUCUACACGUGCUGUUACACCCCCAUGAAGAGGAUGAGCAUUGCCAACACGUGGGUGGGAGCUGUGGUCGGGGCCAUUCCCCCCGUCAUGGGCUGGACCGCGGCUACCGGGAGUCUGGAUGCUGGUGCUUUGCUGUUAGGAGGGAUCCUUUACUCCUGGCAGUUCCCUCACUUCAACGCCCUGAGCUGGGGCCUGCGGGAGGAUUACUCCAGAGGAGGAUACUGUAUGAUGUCUGUCACCCACCCGGGGCUCUGCAGGAGGGUGGCUCUGCGACACUGCUUGGCCUUAAUCGGACUCUCGGCGGCAGCUCCUGUCCUCGACAUCACCACGUGGACUUUCCCCAUCAUUUCACUCCCCAUCAACCUCUACAUCUCCUACCUCGGCUUUCGGUUCUACAGGGAUGCAGAUCGCAGCAGCUCCAGGAAGCUCUUCUUCUGCAGCCUCUGGCACCUGCCCAUGCUGCUGCUGGUCAUGUUCACCUGCAAGAAAUCGGCCCUGGAGAAGGAAGACAAAGGCGACCUGCUGGGAAAGGGGGAAAGUCAUGGGAGGGCUAUGGAAAUUAGAUUGCCUUAAAUGUCGAUUGUAUGUUGUCCUCGUGACACAUCAGGUAGUUUAUUUUAGUAAUCACAGUGGGGAAUCCUGUGGGAAUCUGUUUGAGGAAGAAUCGUUCGUGCCUAGCGACCACUUCAUGCGAUGAUUUUCUAUUUUCUUUUGCGAGGGAGUAGCCAGGAGAGCUCAAAGCACUCAGGGGCCUCAGGCCCCUUCACUCAUCCCAGACUAGGAUUUUGCUUUGGGGUGGCCUUCUGAAGUCCCUGUGAGCCGUGGUCUCUGUCCUCGUGGGUGGUGGGGUAGUUCACGAGUCACAUGCGCACACGUUUCCCCGCCAGCACUGGCAGCCUUGGCGAAGCCGUCAGGGAGCAACCCUGGAAUGAUUUCUCACCCUGCUCCCCAAGCACCCUCUCCUUUAAUUUAAGCUUUGAGGCACACAGUGGGUUGGGGUUUUGUCUCAAUCCUUGCCAUCCCUGCACUGGUGUCACACCAAACCAAACUUUUGGGGGCUUUUUUCAGUCAGUUGCUUUUCCUGAGGUUCCCCUUCACCCCAGUAGAUUUUUGGCUUGCAUACAACUGGCACAGUGCUAAAGGAGAGAAGAAAACUGCCUUUCAGCACAGCACACACCAGCAUUUAAACACCCUCCAGGUGAAAGCUCUCCUGUAGCACAUCCCUUGGACACACUGAGCCAUUCUGCUGUACUUCCAUCACAGGGAACUUCUGGGUCCUACGUGGUUUUACAUCAUCAGAGCUUGAGCCCUGGGUGUCAGAUCUUCAGCUGGUAAAAAUCACCAUUAGUGUUUAUGGCAGUGAGGCUGUGAAAGGUGGAGGAGGUGGGAAGCAGAUCCCAGAGUCAGGUGGUUGUGAGGAUUUUCCAUGCUCAUGUGUCUUGUGCCAGCGCAUUCGGUCUCGGCGUCCUCUCAUGAGCCCUGGACUGGCAUCAAGAGUUUGAGCUCUAUUUAAUGUCACACUGUGGUGGCUCAGAGAAAGGCUUCACUUUGAGGGUAAUUAAUAGGUAAGGAAACACAUUUACAGAAAAAAGGUUGUGGAUUUAGCCUAAUACUGUAAUGUUCACUUGCUGCUGCAGCCUGUGUCCCUCCAAAGCAAUUACUGUGGAUGGUCUCCCGAGGAAAGUGCAUUAUCUCUGUUAUCUGAUACACUGAAGAACAUUUCUGGCCACAGUGCUUGUGAUCCUGCUGCAGGGCUGUGGCUCACCCUCAGCCUGCCUGAGGCUGGCUGUGACCUGCUGGGAUGCUCCCAGACACAGCAGCACCCAGGGCAGACAGAGACGGGGAUAGUUUAUUGUGGUAGUCAGUGCCUGUUACGACUUGAUGUGUUCCCAUGCCAAGAUUUCUUUCCCAUGUGGAAAGGGGCUGGGCAGCAGGUUGAGCAUCAAUCCAAAGAUACAGCAACACCUGAAAUGGGAGACACUGUCUCGAACCUGAUCCCGAGUAAAAUCCUUGAGGAAACGUCACAAAUCUGCCACCACAGGUGUCUCACACUGACACAGAACCUUCCCUGGCUGCUCUCGGGAUCCAGGCCUGACUCCUGGUCUGGGUUACGCUGGUGUAAAUCAGGAGUGACACGGUUUAGCCUCUGCUGUGCUGGCAGAGGUGCUCUCAGGAGCAGGGCCACCUGUUUUAUGUGGCUCUUAAAUAAUUGGCUGCGGGGUUUGGUGACUCUGGAGUGAUUGCAGAUGACAGGCUGGAGUCCCCUCUCACUGUCUGACAGGUCUGUUGUGCUCAGGUUACUGUGGGCAGCACUUCGUGGAACUGCCUGGAAACUGUGCAACUCCUGAAUUUGUUUUAAAAAUGCAUCCAGUCUUCUCUGCAAUAAAGUACAGACUGUACAAAAAGAGAUGAACACUCCAAA
Molecule: messenger RNA, 3253 nt
Organism: Lepidothrix coronata (blue-crowned manakin)
Lineage: Eukaryota; Metazoa; Chordata; Aves; Passeriformes; Pipridae
Product: protoheme IX farnesyltransferase, mitochondrial
Exons: 7
Coding region: 49-1404 (451 amino acids)
Biological process (GO): heme biosynthetic process
Cellular component (GO): membrane; mitochondrion
Molecular function (GO): protoheme IX farnesyltransferase activity
Source: RefSeq, a predicted model, not a curated record